Molecule: messenger RNA, 1238 nt
Organism: Triplophysa rosa
Lineage: Eukaryota; Metazoa; Chordata; Actinopteri; Cypriniformes; Nemacheilidae
Gene: diablob
Product: diablo, IAP-binding mitochondrial protein b
Exons: 6
Coding region: 30-743 (237 amino acids)
Biological process (GO): intrinsic apoptotic signaling pathway in response to oxidative stress; neuron apoptotic process
Cellular component (GO): mitochondrion
Source: RefSeq, a predicted model, not a curated record
UUCAUGUUUGACAACUUCCUUGACCAAACAUGGCGGCGUACAGAAGGAAAUUAAUAGCUGCUGGACUAAGUUGUGCGUCUUCGUUCAUGAACAGGAGCGUUUGCUGUCAGAGCCGCCGGAGACUCGCUGUGUUUCCCACAGUCUUGAGAAAACACUGGAUGACACUGAGUGUCACAGGAGCUCUGUGUGCUGUUCCUUUCACACAGAAACCAGAAAGUCUAUCACAUGAAGAGCUGGUACGAAGAGCAUUAUCUCUGGUUACUGACAGCUCUAAUACUUUCCUGUCACAAACCACCUUAGCACUGCUCGAUUCCCUCACAUGUUAUGUUAAGGCAAUAAGCAGUCUUGUUACAUUACACAAGCAAUAUGUGGAUUCCAUCAGCAAACUUAGCCCUGCAGAAGAGGAGGCUAUUUGGCAAGUCAUUCUUCGGCAACGUCAAGAGAUAAUUCAGAGGCAGAAAGACUGUCAAAGAUUUGAAUCCUUCUGGAUGACAGCCAUAAAUCUCUCAGAGGUGGCAGCAGAGGCAGCCUUCAAUGCAGGAGCCGAUCAAGCUUCUGUAACAGUACAGGCUAAUCUACAGAUUGCACAGUCCCAGGUAAAACAUGCUCAAAAGCUGUCAAUAGAGGCGGAGAAAGAACUCAACACCUCUAAAGCUGUUGAUAGUAAGAGGCUUCAGAAUGCCCUAAGCACCAGAACAGAGGAAGAUGAGGACAUCCCAGAUGCAUAUCUGCGAGAGGAUUAAUGACAUUUAGUCAUUUAGCAGACAUGACAUUAAUUAAUGACGUCAAGAACAUUUUGAGUAAUGUGACAAUUUCAAAGUCAAAACCAGCUCUGUUUAACCUGAAACAUGACUGUGGUCAUGUCUUGAGUAAUAUUCCUGAAAAUGUCCAAUAGAUGUGGCUCAAGACAAAUGCUGUGAAAUAUUGAUUCAUUUUAAUAAUGCCAAAUUAUGAAGGUAAAUAUGUCAUAAAUCAAUCAGAAUUCAAAUGAAUAAAAAUACAUAGUAUAAUUAAAAACAUUUACUUCUAGUUUAAAAAAUAAUUGUUUUGUGUUUUAUGCAUUACGGUAAGCAAAAUAUGUAUGAAUCUCUGCUUUUAUUUUUUCAAUAAAUUUAAGGGUUGGAAUUUCUGUUUUUUUUUCUUGAUUUACAAUUUUUGUUAACAAGCAAUAAAGUGUUCUGAAAUCUUAUUUUAUGCAAGUAUGUCUGUUUUUGUAAUUAUGCCUUUAUUUGAUAAAA